GCAGUCUCUCUCUCCGGCGUGAUAUGCGGGGCGCCGCGUCGCGCGUCGUCGUCGUCAUCGUCGUCGUGGACUACGACUAAUUGCUCGCUCUCGGGUUCUCCGCUCGGGGAGGAGGAUGCCGGUGAAAGUCGACGUGGUGCCGCCGCCGCCCGCCAAUUCCAAACAGCCGGGUGUUACCAAGUCCCUGCUCUACAACGGCUCGCGCUUCCAGGGUUCGCAAAAAUCCAAGGGCAACAGCUACGACGUAGAGGUGGUUUUGCAGCACGUGGAUGAGGAGAACAGCUACCUGUGCGGGUACUUGAAAAUUAAGGGGCUCACGGAAGAGUUCCCAACUCUGACAACGUUCUUCGAUGGCGAGAUCAUCUCCAAGAAAUAUCCAUUCUUAACUCGCAAGUGGGAUGCGGAUGAGGAUGUUGACAAGAAACACUGGAGUAAGUUCGAGUCGUUCUGUCAGUAUGCCAAAACAUUCAAUUCCGACACGUUCGAUUACGAGGCGUUGAAGGGGACCGACUUUGUAUUUAUGAGGUGGAAAGAACAUUUUCUGGUUCCUGACCACACGAUCAAAGAUAUCAACGGUGCCUCCUUCGCGGGAUUCUACUAUAUUUGCUUCCAAAAAUCAGCUGCCUCGAUAGAGGGCUUUUAUUAUCAUCGUAGUUCUGAAUGGUAUCAAUCGUUGAAUCUCAGACAUGUGCCGGAACAUAGCAUACAAAUUUACGAGUUCAGGUGAAGUCGAUACCCUGGCUGGGAAAUCUCGAUAUUCAAGUCUUUUACUAUAUAGCACAGAGAUCUCAUAAUUUUGGCGUACGAAUUCAACCAACUUUCGUGAUGUAUUCGAGUUUGUUGAUCGUGACACUGCAGUAACGAGGCUGCGUAUGAUGUAACAAUGAAAUUUGAUAAACUAAAUGACGUUAUACGACCUAUAUGGUAUUAACCAUAAAAUUAUUACUAAUUCCUUUAUAUUACUCCCUCUUAGUUAACCGUUGAACAAAGAAUCAUAAAAAUAGUGAAAAUUGAAGUGCUUAUUCAAUGAUAUCGAUUACAGAUUAUCUCUAUAUUGAUUGUAAAGUGGAUUUUAUCGAAAUAAAUUAUUUGACGUCUCUUAACAUUUUAAGUUAUUUGUAUUUGUUAUUAUUGUGGCAUUGUACAAAGACUUUAAUAUAAUUAUGCAUGAUUCAAACAGACAUCAAUUUGUAAGUUAUUGAUUUUUUUAUCAUUAAAGCGAUAGGUACGAAUUAUGUGUACACGAGUUAUGCGCGCAUGACAUUUAAAUAUAAAAAAUUAUAUUUUUAGAAAUUCACAUAAUUGCAUAAAUAUUGUGCUAUUUAUAGAUUCUUUUAAUUUCGUAUAUUAAAAUAUUUGUGAGAUCUGUCUGCUAUAUUAUAUGAAAGGUCAUAUGUAAUUAUUGUUCGAAUGAACUGUGUACGUAUGUCGUAAAGGAUAAAAAAGGCUAAUCCUGAAAGUUGUUAAAAAAAAAUUAAACGUCUUGAAAUAUCGAGGUUUAUCCUAUAUAUUUUAUGUUAAAAAUAUAUUUAUUUUGUGCAGUCGAUCUUUGUCAGACUCUAAUAAUAUUUUAUACAUACAUAUAUGCAUACAGUAUGUACAUAUAUAUACAUAUAUAUAAGUAUAUAUAUGUAUAUAUACAUAUAUAUACUCGAUUUUAAAAACAGAUAUUAGCCACAUGUUGGAACUAUUUGUAAAAUUUGUCUUCACGUUUCGAUUGAGUGUUAAUUAAAUACUAAUUCUCUUAGGAAAAUAGUGCAUUGUUGUGAUAAGCAUUAUUGUAACACGCAUAUAUACGAAUGUAUAUAAGUUUGCGGAUUGUAAUAACUAACAUAUAGCUUAUUUAAAAGUUGUAUAUUGGCGUACUACAGCUUUCAUUUGUGCGUGAGGUUUACAAAACUGCUCUCAGUAACCCAGUGAUAUUGAUAUUUCAGGAACAGUAUACUGUAUUCUAUAUUAUUUUCGAGAUUUUAUGUUUAUUAAUUAUUAAGAGUACUAAUAUUUUCGUUCUUUGAUACUUGUACUAAUAUCUAAAUACUCAGAAAGUAAUAGGAGAGUGAUAAAUAUGCUUUUUCCAAGAGAGCAUUUUACAUAUCGAUUCGAUAAGUUUAUGUAGCAGUCAUUUUGGAUAUUGGAAAACGUAGAAAAUAUAUAUACGUGCACACACACACACACACACACGCACGCACACACACACACACACACA
Molecule: messenger RNA, 2206 nt
Organism: Dinoponera quadriceps
Lineage: Eukaryota; Metazoa; Arthropoda; Insecta; Hymenoptera; Formicidae
Product: glucose-induced degradation protein 4 homolog
Exons: 4
Coding region: 116-727 (203 amino acids)
Biological process (GO): proteasome-mediated ubiquitin-dependent protein catabolic process; negative regulation of gluconeogenesis; protein catabolic process in the vacuole
Cellular component (GO): extrinsic component of membrane; GID complex
Source: RefSeq, a predicted model, not a curated record